GAAUAGUUAUUAUUAAUUCUUAUGGAUAAACUUGUGAUGGACGAAGAGAUAUGGUCAUUCGUUCAUAGUAUGAUCGAGGUCGAGGCUCAUGCCCUCUUGGAAGCAUAUCUUUCUACGAAGAAGCUUCAUCACUACCCGAUUGAGAUCUUCUGAGAUUGCAAGACUCCGAUGGAGGCUUUGAGUAGUGACUCGUCUACAUGGUUAUACCGAUAUUAGGGCUGGACAAUCGGUUAGCGAUUAGCAGUUAACCGACCGGUUAAAACCGAAACAUGUCGGUUAUCUACUCACCGAAAACCGAGAUAACCGAAAGUCGGUCGGUGUUCGGAGGCGGGGCGAGAUGGUUUUGAUCUUGGGAGGCAGUUUAGUUAAUCGAAAACAUAGAUAACCAAAGCCUUAAACCCUUUUUCGGUCAAUGAUCGGUAGGAUUGAGAAGUGAUUCGAUUAACCGGUAACCGAUCUUUCAUUUUUCGAUUAUAACCGAACCAACGGCCCUCCCCUGACCGAUGUUAUGCUUAUCUCUCGUCUAUGAUUCUCAUCUUCAAGAAUCUGAUUGGAUUCAUGUCAAAAACAUUGGAUCAUGGUAAUAGAUGGUCCGAGUCCGACCCGUAUAAAACUUAACAAAGGACAAGAAAAAAAGCGGGUAAAAUAAAAUCCGGAUUCUCCAUCUAUAUAAUCAUCGAAAGAGGUGCUCCUAUUUUCCUCUUUCCGCGUUUCCCCCAAUCAAUCAUCGACAAAUUCUAGGGUUUUCAGCCACCUAGGGUUUUCUCUUUUCUCCCCCCACAAUCCGCAGCGGGCUCGCGCGCGCAAUCGAACCAUGACUGGGAAGGCGAAGCCGAAGAAGCACACGGCGAAGGAGAUAGCAGCGAAGGCGGACGCCGCGCUAACCAACAGAGGCGGAGGCAAAGCCGGGCUGGUCGACAGGACGGGGCAAACCAAAGGAGGCCACGCCAAAUACGAGUGCCCGCACUGCAAAGUCACGGCCCCUGAUGUGAAAUCGAUGCAGAUCCAUCACGAGGCUCGCCACCCUAAGAUCCCCUUCGAGGAAGAUAAGAUCCAAAAUCUGCACGCCACCGCGCCUGCUGCUGUUGCCGAUACCUCGGCCGGGAAACCACGUCCUGGCGUCAGGGGCAGCCUCAAGAAGUGAUCUUUUGGAGGGUUCCGGUCAAGAAAUAUGAACGUCCUGCUACGUUUCGUUAACUUAUGGUUUCUGGGUAAUUUUGUUCCAGUCUUUCUGUGGUUUGGCUUAUGUGUGGUUCACUGAAUACUGCUCAGUCUGUGGUGUCUAAUUUUACUUUUUUUAUUAUGGUUUGAAUAUGAUCCAUUACGGCGGGGGUUUGUUUCUGUAAUCCAUUCACCGCCUUGGCUUGCUGGUUUGGAUUUGUGGAAUGUACAUGAAGCUCUGUUGUGAUGACUAUGGAAUUGGUUCUUGUGCCAUACGCCCUUGGCCAGAAUCUGCUCCGUCUCUUGUUCCACUUAAAGAUUAAAGCUUGCUCCUUUGUGGUUUGCAUUGCAAUAUCUUUCCUGUUCAUGUAAUGACUGUCAUGGUUGUGAGAUUCUAGUUUUCGGAUUCAAUCUAUCACUUUGGGAUCAGUUGAUCAACUCCUACUGCUGUUCCUCGCCUGCAGUUGGAGUAGCUCUGGUUUGGCUUAUGUGUGGUGUGAAGCUACAUUAAGACUCACUUGGAGAACCAAAGUAGUAAUCUUUGGAAUGCUUGUAUUAAUGUAAGUGGUGCAAUCUGGUUCAUAAUCCAUGCUGCGGCUGUCAAUGCUGUUUAGGCUGCAUAAUGCCUGAUAUCUGGUAGGGUUCCUCAGUUUCGGGUGACCUUUCGAGCUCAGGUUGAUGGUCCCCUACCCCAAAAUGGGGGGCGAGAAACGGCAUUUGCUUGUUAAUGUAAGAUGAAUUCAGUACGUUUCACAGAUUGCGGUAUAAGGUGUCUCCACGAAGCUUGUGUUCCAUCGUAACGAGCUGGUUGGGGCAACAUAGUGAUGGUUUAAUAUGUUCUUAUGUUGUUCUGGUAAACCUUGAAGCGGAGUUGCUAAGCAUUGUGUAUUAGAAACACAGUUUUUGUUCCACAUAAGAGAAAUGCUACUGGAAGAGUAAUGAGACGCACCAAAUUAUGUUGCCAAAGCUCAUUCGAUUGCUGAUAAAUAUGAAACGAACCGAAUACAUUUGAUAAGAACAA
Molecule: messenger RNA, 2182 nt
Organism: Linum trigynum
Lineage: Eukaryota; Viridiplantae; Streptophyta; Magnoliopsida; Malpighiales; Linaceae
Source: the annotation of a GenBank genome assembly